UUCUGCGUGGUGACGUCGCGUCAGUUUGGAUGUUUGGCGGGUGCGAAGCUAACCGGCUAAGUUUGUUAGCAAAGCGCAGGUAACGAGGGAAAGAACUGUGUGAUUGACUAGCACAAUAACAAGGGGGAAACAGGGUGCAGAGCCACCAUGUUAAACGGUGGCCACUUUGUGGAGGCGCUGGGCCGUCUAGGUUAUCCAGAUGCAUCAUCGCUGAAGGGCUCUGAGUUCGACUGGCUGUUUGACUGUGCUCCGGAGAAUCUUCACUUCUUGCGCUUUGUCUGUCGGUCCCUCAACCGCAACAAUGUUCUCACCAUGGAAGAGGCCCAGGCCUUUCGGGAACUACGAAAGUCCGGCAAACCGAUUCUGGAUGAAACAGCGUUGGGAGAGGUCCUAAAAACCCUUGGACCCUCAGAUGGGAGCAGUGGAAACAUCUUAGGACACUCAUCUUCAUCCUCUGGUUUUGCAGCAGAGGGCGAUUUGGCCGUGGAGGACCUAGAGGCAGAGCUCCAAGCGCUGCGUAAAGAGAGAGAGCUGAAGCAGAGACGCUUUAAUAAGUUACAGGUUGUGGCCACCUCCCGUGCAGAUGUUGAGCUACAACUCGCUGCAGAGCUGGAGAGUGCUGCGUGCAAGCUCAAGGAGGCCAGUACUUCUAUUGGAGGUGAGAAUGCUGACACCAACACUCUGUUACAAAACCUAACGGAUGAGGUUAGGAAUCUUGCUUCAUAUGUCCCUGCUCAGCCAGAACCGGUGGCCCCGUCACACACCUCAAUGUCCAAAAGGCCCACUGUCCUCCUUUCUCAGCUGUCCUUGGAUCCUUAUCUGCACCAGGAGGAGCUCAACACCAAAACACUAGCGGCCUUCACUCAGAAGCAUUUCUUCCAGGGCAUCUCUGACAUUGUUGAGACUUCUUGCUCUGAGCGUUUCCAGGUCCUCGACCUCAGUUCUUGUGAAGAAGGUGAGGAGGAUAAGGAGGAGAACACGAAGGAAGAGCAUGAGGGGAAAGGGAAGGAUGUGCGGGUGGUGGAGCGCAGGAGGACUGAGAUGGCCAGACUUCAGUGGUCCCACAUUGUGACCCAACAUCAACUGAUGCAGGCAAUGGCAGAGGAGAAGAGUGUCGAGGCUGGGCUGGAUUGGCUGUCAGAGCAAUCAGCUCAUACUAAGAGCAUUUCCACCUCCUCCUCGCUACAUGUGCGUGAGGUCGUGUCUAGGAAGGAGCUGCAGGCUGUGGAGGCCGAGCUGGAGGCUCUUCUUCAUGGACCAGUACCUGCUGCACUGAGGGAGUCAGCCAGGCUGCUUAAUGUGCCUGUAGUGAGGGGAGACCUUGCUCUGCAAGUGGCCAGGCAGGACUACUAUACCUCCAUGCAGGAUCAGGUUCGUGACUACCUUCUCCGUCAGAAAGCGUCCUUUGACCUGGUCCUGCUGGCUCAGCAGAUGGAGCUGAGGAGGUGGAGGACGAGUCUGAAGCACCUGGCAGAAGUAAACAGCAGAAUGGUAAAGGAAGGUGAAGCAGCAACUCUCAGGAUUGAGUCCCUGGCACAUCCCGACCUGGCUAUUAACCCCAGGAUGAAUCCCAUCAUCAGCUGCAAGGAUGCAGCCUUCAGCAGACUGCUCCAGAUCCUCAACCACGAUUCAGAUCAUGGCCGAUCAGAGCCUUUUCGGACAUACGAAGCGUUGGACCAGGCCGCUCAUGACCUGGCAGGCAACCUCCAGGUGACCCGAGAUGCCUUAGCUGGUGCUGGCCGUGAACAGCACUACACCACCGCUCGCCUCAACGCUGACUGUGAUGCGCUUCACAGGGCCAUGUACACAGAGCUUCAGCAGCUGAUCUUGGGGCCUCAGGUAUGUCCAACGGCCAGCACAGAUCAGGAGCUGCUCUGCCCCAAUGCACAGGAGCUGACAUCGAAGCUUGUGGAAGCAGAGUCACAGCUGCAGAGUUUGCAAAACUUAAUGCAAGAAAUCAUGGGGGAGGUUAAAGCCAAACGUUCACAGCUGGAGCGCAAUGCCCUUCUGAGGCGGGAGAGACAAUUAUACAUCUACUUUCACUUGGAUGCCCGACUACUGCAGAAAAUAGUGGAAGAUCUGGAGGGCAAGAUGCCUGCGAAGAGGGGACAGCGAUAGUCAAUGACACAAGAAUGGAUGAGGAGAUUUUCUUAUAGUCAACUCAAACUCUUAGUGUAGUUUUUGUGCAAAGGGUGGUGAGCUAUGCAAUUGAAGCUUGAAGAGAUGCUGAUUUGAGAAGCCCCACUCUGUGUGAAACUUCCUCUGAACUUUGUCUGCGAGACGGAGAUCAAUCCUUGAAAUCCUCUUCCUCUGAACGAUGCUCAACUUGGUUGAAAAGUUUGGUUUUAUAAGAAAGUUGUUGCGUAUACGAUGACUGGGAUUCUGAAUGUCAUAUGAAGAAUCUUCCGUUAACUAAUCCCAGAAAAAUGUUGGAAUUCAUUGUCUCCAUGUUUUAAGUCAUCUGAUGAAUAAAGUAAAAUGUUCAUGUUA
This is a messenger RNA of Paralichthys olivaceus (Japanese flounder), 2490 nucleotides long. The record is from RefSeq and is a predicted model, not a curated record. NCBI's taxonomy places the organism in Eukaryota, Metazoa, Chordata, Actinopteri, Pleuronectiformes, Paralichthyidae.